ACUUCCCCAACUUUCAUCACUCGUAAUUAAUUAGCAUUUCACACACUAAUUAAGCAUCAUAUCCCAAACCCUAAUCGUUGUGAUAUUCCUAGUUGUGUGAAAUGGCUUCCAAGGGCACAGUUGCAUCCACUUAUGUUGCUCUAUUCCUAUGUCUCAACAUGCUUUCCUACACUAUGGUGAGCUCCACCUACAAUAUCCCUGUAAUCCCUGAUCCAUCAGUGCCUUAUCAAAAGGGUACCUGCCCUAUAGAUGCACUUAAGUUGGGUGUGUGUGCCAAUGUGUUGAACUUGGUCAAUGUUAAAUUAGGGUCACCACCAACCCUCCCAUGCUGCAACCUAAUUAAAGGUCUUGCUGAUCUUGAAGUUGCUGCAUGCCUUUGCACUGCCCUAAAGGCUAACGUCCUUGGCAUCAACCUCAACGUCCCAAUCUCCUUGAGCGUAAUUCUCAACAACUGUGGAAGGAAUAACGCUGGCUUCCAGUGCCCUUAAAUUUUUCAUUGCUACAUAUCCACAUAGCCCACAUGUUGUUGGUCUUUUUCAUGCAUAUUUUGUAUCUCUUUAUGGUUAAUUUUCUUUUUACAUCAAUUCAUGUUGUGUUGCAUGUAUUAUUAUUUUUUGGCGUUUGCCAUCCUAAUUUCUCACUCUUUCAAGAUUGUUCUACUAUUGGAAACGGAGGGUUACUCAUCAUCCUCGUCAGCAUCUUUGAUUUCAUGUGUAGGAGCUGUUGUACCAAUAAAAUUACGUGAUUCUUAUUAAUUUCCAGAAGUCAUUUGUCAUUUUUAAAAAA
This is a messenger RNA of Glycine soja, 786 nucleotides long. RefSeq names its product putative lipid-binding protein AIR1B. NCBI's taxonomy places the organism in Eukaryota, Viridiplantae, Streptophyta, Magnoliopsida, Fabales, Fabaceae. The coding region runs from base 102 to 488 and encodes 128 amino acids. The record is from RefSeq and is a predicted model, not a curated record. The transcript has a single exon.